This is a messenger RNA of Harpegnathos saltator (Jerdon's jumping ant), 2084 nucleotides long. RefSeq names its product protein FAM76A-like. Gene Ontology annotation, cellular component: nuclear speck. NCBI's taxonomy places the organism in Eukaryota, Metazoa, Arthropoda, Insecta, Hymenoptera, Formicidae. The record is from RefSeq and is a predicted model, not a curated record.
CGGGUGGCCACUUCCGUCGUCGCGGUCGGCCAUGUCGAUUCUUGCAGUGAUCACAGAUGGACGCGUGAAAGUCAACAACCGGUAUUACGACAGUGAUCGCGUUGCUUGAAAUAUUGUAUCAUUGCAGGACGGUUUUACGAUUAAGGUUUAUUAUUAAGAUUGCAUGUAUCAUCGCGAGAUAUAUGAGUUUCGCCUCGAGCUGAUCGCCCAUAUCGUCUUACUGUUUUUUAUAUGUGUUACGUUUUCUUUCUGUUGUCGGCGGAACAGCAAUAGUAGCAGUGGCAGCAGCAACAGCGACAACAGCAGCAGCUUCCGUAACUUGCACCUUGUCUCCCUUUGAGUGCGUCGUGAUAUUGUUGCCUCUUUUCUACAUAACUGUAGUGAUCUAAUUGCUUCGAUAUCUGCCGAUUGCCGGAACAUCGGAUAAACGAAGAUGAGUGCGAACAACAUGCAGGCGUUGUUUGCAUGUUCCAGGUGUUUUUCCAGGCAUCCUUUUGAGGAUUUAUCACCAGGACAACAGUUGUGCAAGGAAUGUAGAGGAGCAUUUCCUGUAGUCAAAUGCACAUAUUGCAGAUCAGAAUUCCAACAGACUAUAAAAGGUAACACAAGCACUAUAUGUAAGAAGUGUGAACAGAAUGUAAAGUCUUAUGGGAAGCCAUCAGCUUGCGAGUAUUGCAAUACCAUUGCUGCAUUCAUCGGCAGUAAGUGCCAAAGAUGUACAAACUCGGAGAAACGUUAUGGUCCACCAGUCACAUGUGAGCAGUGCAAGCAGAAGUGUGCCUUUGAUAGACAGGACGAGGAUAAGAAGGUGGAUGGAAAAUUAUUAUGUUGGCUUUGUACAUUGUCGUAUAAACGAGCGUUGGCGAAGACAAAACAAUCUGACGCGGAGAGAAGAGCGCACAUGAAACUGGCUCAACAGCGGGCCGCAAAGCACAAAGAACAAAAAUUGAAAGGUCACAAUAAAAGACCGCACAGGGUCGACGUAACGAAGCUGCCGCCGCAAUCUGAGGGCGGCGAUACGAACGGUCCCAGUCCAAUGAAAGCGGCGCGAAUGGCCGGCGUGCACGAUCCGCACGAUCCAAACAGUUCGGAUCACGUGGUGGCGGUCACCCAACUCAAGGAAAAGAUUGCGCAUCUACAAAAACAGAUCACCAUCAAGGAUGGCCAGUUAUUGGCUAAGGAUAGACAAAUUACCGAGCUGAAGGCGAAGAACUUCACAUCCGAAACGGAGUUGCGCAAUAAGAUGAAGGCAUCAGAGAAGGAAUAUGAGACGAAAAUUUCGAACAUGCAGCACAAGAUUUCAAGUCUACUGAAGGAGGUGGCGUCGUUGUCGAAGACGUCCAAGCGAGGUGACCGGGUGGCUGCUACCAAGACGGAAGCUGGGACCAAUAGCGGUAGCGGGACAGACAGUCCUGUACCUUGAUAAGGUAGGAGACGCUCUUCUCUUUCUUCGCCGUUCCUCACGGUAUCAGCGCGAACGCUUUGAAAGUGUUUCAAACGCUACGAUACAUUUAUAAAGACACAUUUGAGGAAAUAAUAGGCCACGCGAGCGUCACCCGCAUGUAUCACAAGCCACGGUGCGCAGAUGUGUGAGGAGCCUUCUCUCUGCGAUUAUUCACAGGCACUUGAUUAGCCGUGACAACGUACUCGAAUUGUCCGCAAGCUAUAUGAACCACGUGGUACAUAUUACAAAUAUAGACAAUUGUUUCCAUUUACGAGACAAAAUUAUAUUAUUUUUCUAAUUAUUGCAUAGCUGUAUAUUAUUACCGAUGUGCACUGAAAGAGAAGAAACCGGUGUUGCUUGUGUCUCCGUUUAGGGGGGACCGACCAACGAUAUAAAAAUACAAGAUUUAUAUACAUAAGUUGUGUAAUAUUCACCGCCGAUUUCUUUCUCUCGGGUGAUUGCUUGCAACCAAGCGCCGAUAACGCGCGACGAUUCGUCCGCCAUUGCAACGGCCGAUCUGCACGACAACGCAUAUGUUAUUAGUUAGUGAAAAAUUCCGCGUUGUAGCGGAUCGUGCGGUUCAUUUGUGUCUUCUCUGCGACAUGCGAGAUCUCGGAGAACGCGCAGUCCCUAUACGGGA